This is a messenger RNA of Peromyscus eremicus (cactus mouse), 981 nucleotides long. Its product is annotated as pleckstrin homology domain-containing family B member 2-like. Lineage: Eukaryota; Metazoa; Chordata; Mammalia; Rodentia; Cricetidae. The record is from RefSeq and is a predicted model, not a curated record. Gene Ontology annotation, biological process: regulation of cell differentiation. Gene Ontology annotation, cellular component: membrane.
AUGGCAUUUGUGAAGAGUGGAUGGUUGCUUCGACAGAGUACCAUUUUGAAGCGCUGGAAGAAGAACUGGUUUGACCUGUGGUCCGAUGGUCACCUGAUCUACUAUGAUGACCAGACCCGGCAGAGUAUAGAGGAUAAGGUCCACAUGCCGGUGGACUGCAUCAAUAUCCGCAUGGGGCAUGAGUGUCGGGACAUCCAGCCUCCAGAUGGGAAGCCCAAAGACUGUCUGCUGCAGAUCGUCUGCCGAGACGGGAGAACCAUCAGUCUCUGUGCGGAGAGCACAGACGAUUGCCUGGCAUGGAAGUUUACACUGCAGGAUUCCAGAACUAACACAGCUUACGUUGGCUCAGCAAUCCUGUCUGAAGAGACUGCAGUGGCUGCCUCGCCACCUCCCUACGCUGCCUACGCUACACCGACCCCUGAGGUCUAUGGCUACGGUCCCUACAGUGGCGCAUACCCAGCAGGAACUCAAGUCGUCUAUGCUGCCAAUGGGCAAGCGUAUGCUGUGCCCUACCAGUACCCAUACGCAGGAGUUUAUGGACAACAGCCUGCCAAUCAGGUCAUCAUCCGUGAGCGGUACCGAGACAAUGACAGUGACCUGGCCCUGGGCAUGCUUGCUGGGGCAGCCACAGGCAUGGCCCUGGGGUCUCUGUUCUGGGUCUUCUAGAGCCUUCAAGGUGUUCCGUGCAUCGCUUCUGUUAGUCCUGUGUGCAAUAAUUGAUUUGCAGGGCAUUUCUGUUUGUGACAAGUGUCUUUCGUAAUAAUUUAAAUAGUUCCUUUGAAGAUGGUAAUCUGAUGAUUGUGACUGGCCUGCAUGGUACCACACAGAAGGCCUUGAAGUAUGCUGUGAGUGAGAACCUGAGUUCUUCGGGGUACUGGCUUGCACCAAGUCUUUCUUAGGGAGCUCUUGGAUGACCUUAUGUAAACACACCCAUUUAAAAGGACAUUUUCUGUUCAGUUAGAUGCAGUACUUAAUUAAAGG